Rodentolepis nana is the source of this 2547-nucleotide messenger RNA. NCBI's taxonomy places the organism in Eukaryota, Metazoa, Platyhelminthes, Cestoda, Cyclophyllidea, Hymenolepididae. The record is from the annotation of a GenBank genome assembly.
AUGGCAGUAAAUUUGGUUGGAGGUUUGGAAAACACUUUCAGUAAACGUCAUGGCUCUCAGAAUGACCAAUUUGCAACUCUCGAAGAUUUCGGGGAUCGAUUGAACCGAUUUUACACGUCAACUGUCUUGCUCAUUCUUGUCGGGGUUACUGUAACCAAUGUCUACUUCCUCAAGUCCAUUUCUUGCAACCUCUCGCAUAUUCCAUCGUCACCAGGCUUCGUGGCAUACACGGAAUCUGUGUGUUGGGUUCAAGGAACCAUCGGUCUUGAUAAAACUGACAAGAUUCCAGGAAACGAGACGGAGUGGAAUCGACUUCGGGAAAAUUCAGAUAUGUCAUUCUACCAAUGGGUGCCCUUCUGUCUCACUGUUCAAGCCAUUCUCUUCUACAUUCCACAUCUAAUUUGGCAAGCCAUGUCAAUCAACACCCUCGGCGACAACUUCAAUCACUUGGUGGCAAGAGCCAAAUCUGUUAACACGUCCAGUGACGUGGUUUCGAGGUCAAAACUUCUUCAAACAUGUGCAUACCAACUUAAUCUCCUCACUCUACAACACACCGACCGACGCCAUUCCAGCUGGGCGAAGUUUCAAAGAUCGGUCAAUAGACGUGUGCCAUUGUUUUUUGCAAAGCGACUUGGAAAUCGCACAGCUAUGUACUAUUUACUCACCAAAAUUCUUUACAUUAUUAACUGUGUUGGACAAAUCUACUUGAUCAUGUAUUUCAUUGCACCGAAUACUGAGACUAGGAGUAGCUUGAUCACCUUCUCAAUGCGCUUGUUUAACACAACAAGGAGUCAGAAAGAAUGGGGUGGAAGUGAUCUCUUCCCCCUCCAAACUCUCUGUCCCAUCAGAAUUCCUGAGUUGGGAAAGCGGGAUCAGCUCUAUACCGCCAUUUGUGCACUCCCUGUGAAUAUGCUCAAUGUGAAGAUCUACAUGUUUCUCUGGGUGUGGAUAUUGGCGGUCUUCGUGGUUUCUGUCAUCUCGACACUUAUCUGGAUGUCGCGACUUCUUGUUAGUCCUCUAAAUAAGGCAUUUUUGAGCAAUUUUCUGGAAGUCUCCCUCUUCGCAGCUAAUUCAAUGGCCAGCGAUGAUGAAUCCAAGGCAUUGACUAAGUGCUCAGGUGAGAGGUGGAGAGAAGAUGCUCAACAAUUCUACGAAGAAGUGGUUGGUCUAGACGGUACCUUCUUGAUACGAAUGCUGAGGUUGAAUGCAGGAGAUGUUGUUGCUGGUGAGAUCUUGAUGCGAAUUUGCGAGAUGUUCAACUUUGGGAGAGGCGGUUCAAGAGGAUUCAGAGUGAAUUCAAUGGUGAUAUUGGAGGACUUCAGCGAUAGAUUAAAUAGUAAGUACACUUCGGCAAUCCUCCUUCUACUGAGUGCCAUCACAAUGGUAAAGGUCUACUUCGUGCGGCCUAUUUCUUGUGACAUUCAAGGGCUGCCAAAGGAAGCUGCAAACUAUGUUGAGUCCGUUUGUUGGAAUCAGGGAACCCUAAAUUGGAGAACGAUUUCUGAAGUACAGGGGUCCAAUAGAAGCACCGAUACUUCCUUCUACCAGAGGGUGCCGGUUUGGCUCAUAAUUCAGGCGAUCCUCUUCUACUUGCCCCAUUUCACUUGGCACGCACUAUUGAAUUGGUCGUUUGGAGAGAACCUUCGUUACCUGUUAAGUCGGGCAAAGGCGGCCGCGAUGACUGAAGAUGUUCUAUCCAGAGCAAGAAUGGUUAGAGCAUGUGCCGAUCAGCUCUACCUUCUCUCUCGACAGAAUUUUAACACCAUCACGUGUCCGUGCUCGAUGCUUGAGGACUACCAUGGUGCAUUUCAAACUUGCAGACAUGCAUGCAACAUGGUUGGAAGAGUGCGCAAUAAGUCAGCAAUCUGCUAUCUUUUCGUCAAGUCCUUAUAUAUUCUGAAUGGUAUCUUGCAGGUCUUUUUAGCAGCUUGCUUACUUAGUCAAGAUACUUUAGUUCACAGCGUGACAAUGGGCUACAAUAGUCGAUUCUUUCCUCAUACUGGAGUGUGCACACUUCGACUUCCGAGUUUGGGAGUUCGAUCGCGGCUCUACACCGUGUCUUGUGCUCUUCCAGUGAAUGUCUUCUAUGAGAAUGUCUACUUUUUUCUCUGGCUUUGGAUCAUGGGUGUUCUGUUUGUCUCAAUUAUUACAGCUUUUACCUGGCUGUGUCGUCUACUAAUGCCAUACCACAGGAACAAUUUCAUAAGAACUCUCCUACACGUGUCUCUACUCAAGCCGCCGUCUUUUCGUGUCUCAGACGCCACAGACUUGGAUAUUUUGGCGGGAAGAGCAUAUUACGAGGCUGCAAUUCUCGAUGGAGCUUUGGUGGAAAGAUUCCUCACGGACGUGGUCGGUUGUGAUGGGAGCUUCAUAAUAAGAGUGGUGAGACUCAAUGCCGGAGACAUAGUGACAGGGGAAAUUCUGGUCACCUGGUAUAGAAUGUUCAUGGGUGUUGGAAGAAUUGGUGGUGAUGGUGAGGCAAUUUAUUUGAAUCCUGUAAACCUCCAACUAAGUGCAGUGAAUAACGUGUACGUACAACGUGAUUAA